AUGUAUCUCUCCAAGAUAAUCUCCAUCUCUUUCCUCGCGGCCCUCGCCGGUGCUGCUGCGACACCUUCCAACCUUGAAGCACGCCAGGAGAGCUCAUGCAGCCAGGCACAGUCCGCGCUCAAGCAAACAUCUCAGCACUACAAAUCGUUGGCCGACCAAUGGAAUGGAAGCGCAAAGAGGGCGAUACAACAACUUCUUUCUCAGUUAAAUGCAGAAACUGCCAAUAUUGCGGAUAUCUGUGCCAAGCUCGCCGAGGCGGAGAAAAGUGCACAUGAAUCUUACGGUGGCAUUCAGGUUCAAGAAUAUGGAUGGCUACUAGAAGGUCCACAGAAGAUAAAUAGCAAGUCUAAUAUGCGAAGAACUCAAGGCUUCCAGCAACCGUCUGAAGAGAAUAUGUAUCCUUGCUGGAAUGCUGUUCAUUCUUCCUUUGCUCAUGGUUGGGUAUAG
Molecule: messenger RNA, 447 nt
Organism: Aspergillus oryzae RIB40
Lineage: Eukaryota; Fungi; Ascomycota; Eurotiomycetes; Eurotiales; Aspergillaceae
Exons: 4
Coding region: 1-447 (148 amino acids)
Source: RefSeq, a predicted model, not a curated record